GCUUCUUGGGUAAUGAGGAAGACGACAAACUCAGGGAACACGUGGCCAUCCAGUGGUUAAGUGAAUUUAAAUGCGUGAAUUAAAUCCCUUUGUAAUAUUGGUUGAAAAUUAAAGAAAUGUAUCUGUCUAAGGAUCAGACCAACAAAACCAAUGUUACUUGCAUAAGGAAUAGAAAAGAUGUUAUAUAUAACUUCAAAGUCUCCUUUUUCGCUAUGGGCCAACUGCCCAAUUUCCCAUGGAAUUUCCUUGAAAGGGAGCUCGAGAACGACAGCUCAUCAGAAAUUAUUCUAGACAUUCUAAAGCAGACAUGCCUUCAUCCAAUGUGCUGUAAACAUCCUCCCUCAGUUAGAUACAGGAGACUGUUUCUGUCUCAGCUCAUCAAAAUGCAUGAAGCCAGUGAGAGUGAGCCCCUGGAUGAGCUCUAUGUUGCACUGGGUGAAGUCCUGGGGGUAGAGGAGGGGACAGAGUGUUACAAGAGCUAUUUACUGCCGUGUGGAGAAGCAGUGAGUCUAUCAGAGAGUACAGCUGUGAUCUCUGAAGGAACUACAGGCCUGGUCACAUGGGAUGCUGCCCUCUAUCUAGCCGAAUGGGCUCUGGAGAACACACACAUCUUCACUGGCAGGACAGUCCUAGAGCUGGGCAGUGGGGUAGGGUUCACCGGUAUAGCAGUGUGUAGGUCCUGCAGUCCCUCCAGGUACGUGUUCAGUGACUGUCACCUCAGCGUUCUACAUAGACUGAGGGACAACGUCCAGCUCAAUGGGCUGGACAACCAGAACUCUCCCAGAGUGUCGGUGAGUGUGGAGGAUCUGGACUGGGAUGCGGUGACAGAGAAGCAGCUCAGAGAGAUCGGAGCCACCACGGUCAUCGCUGCAGACGUGGUUUACGAUCCAGAUAUCAUUGGCUGUCUGGUGAAGCUUUUCUCUAAGAUCCUGAGGUGUUCGGCCAAUGGCAGCCUUCCUGAUGUCUACGUCUCCUCCACCAUCAGAAACCCAGACACAUAUAACUGCUUUAAACACCAGCUAGAAAGUUCUGGAAUCCAACAUGAUGUCAUGACAGGACCAGUGACCCGUGUGUUCCUUUACAACAGACAAGCCACCAUAGAGAUGAUCAAACUCUACAUAUAAUAAUAAUAAUAAUAAUAAUAAUAAUAUAAUAGCUGCAUCCCAAAUGGCACUUUUGACCAGGGUCCAUAGGGCUGUGGUCAAAAGUAGUGCACUAGGUAGGGAAUAGGGUGCCAUUUGGGACACAGACGAUAUGACACCAAGCCAGACAUGUAUUACAGUGUAAUAAAGUCUUUAUUUACAUCAACAUA
Messenger RNA from Coregonus clupeaformis (lake whitefish), 1312 nucleotides. Its product is annotated as protein-lysine N-methyltransferase EEF2KMT. Lineage: Eukaryota; Metazoa; Chordata; Actinopteri; Salmoniformes; Salmonidae. The record is from RefSeq and is a predicted model, not a curated record. The coding region runs from base 117 to 1124 and encodes 335 amino acids. The transcript has 8 exons.